Messenger RNA from Gallus gallus (chicken), 3573 nucleotides. RefSeq names its product CD200 receptor 1B (gene CD200R1B). NCBI's taxonomy places the organism in Eukaryota, Metazoa, Chordata, Aves, Galliformes, Phasianidae. The transcript has 7 exons. Gene Ontology annotation, molecular function: signaling receptor activity. Gene Ontology annotation, cellular component: external side of plasma membrane. The record is from RefSeq and is marked validated. The coding region runs from base 71 to 802 and encodes 243 amino acids. Gene Ontology annotation, biological process: regulation of neuroinflammatory response.
ACAGUCAGGGGUCUGUAUGACCACAGGAAGAGCAGUGGCUCUAACUGCUGCAGAUCCCUAGUAGGGGAAGAUGGAGAUCUCACAGCAAGCUGGAUGGUGCAAGAAGCCUGCAUCACCCAUGAACACAAGAGCUGCCUUGGAAGCGGUCAGGAACACCGCAUGGACUAUUGUUCUGCUCACCAGCGCUGCAGUCAUGGGAGCUUCAGGAAUUAGCAGAGUAUCAGCAAACCUGGGUCACAGCACUGUGAUGACCUGCCCUAACAGAACAAAUAUAAGUAUGGUAACAUGGAAAAUAAACCCCAAGACUGGACACCAAUGCACCUUGGCAUACCUGAUUGAUAAGGACUCGACAGGAAAAAACAGCUGCAGUGACAGAAUAAACUGGAGAUCCAGACCAGACUGGGAUCAGGCACUUGAGAUACAGCAAGUAGGAAAGGCUGAUGAGGGAAAUUACACCUGCGAAGUGGUAAAUGCAGAUGGGAAUUUCCACUACCUGUAUCACCUGACUGUGCUAGUUGCCCCAAGAAUGGCUCUGUACUGCGAUGACCAUGGGAACCCUGUGUGUGAGGCAGAGACAGUGAAGCCGGCUGCUGAGAUCUCGUGGGUCCCAGAGAGCAACUCCACACCCAGAGCAGACAGUCACGGUAACGGGACAGUGACUGUUGUCAGCAGGUUUGCAGCACGCAGCACCAACGGGAAGAAUCCUACCUGCAUUGUGUCCCACGCAACUCUGAACGAGACCAGGUCCAUAAACUGCUCCUCACGUACCUUAGCACAGCUGCCAGGAGGAUCUGCUCCAUGAUCUUCCCCUGCACAGAGGUAUUUCCUCACUCUCAUCUGCAGCAACAAAAGAAUCAACGGCUUACAUAGAAAAAGUGAAAAAUGAGAAACAGCACAAGAAGCAUUUCAUGUGUAUGGAAGAAUGAGUUUACUUUUCUUGGACAGAGGUGAAUCUCUGCAGCAGUCUAAAUGCAGCAGUCUACAUUUUAAUUAAAUGUUUUCAUUUAAAUAUUUUAAAAUAAACUUAAAACAACAAUGACCAACCAUUAUGCUAUACCUCAUUCAAGUAAUUACAUUAGAUAAAAGUCACAUAGUACUGCAGACUUUCUCCUCAAGCUUUACAGGAAGUAGAACUUCAAAAAUACUUCUGCAAAUACAAACCUCACUCCCCUGAACAAAUUAGCUUUCACUCUGUGCUGAAUAAGAUAUUUCUUUCCAUCCUAAAACAUCUUUCUGAAAGAGGGAAGUGUUAUCUGCUUUGGCUGCAAGGCAGGGAUGACUGGCCAACUCGUGUUCUCCUUUUUUUAAUCUACUGAAGUUACCCACAGGUUAAAUGUACAUCAUCAAAACUAUAUAGUCUUAUAGACUGGACAAUGAGGAAAAACUGAUAAGGAUUAUCCGAUGCUGUUUUGAAACAUCUGGGAAAGAAAUAAAGCAAUAGCUCAGUUUGCUGUGCAUUCUAGAUUAACCUGUGGGAUGGAAAAGAGAAAAAGGGACAGUUUUCUUCUCUAGAGAAAAUGGAACACUUAUCUCUUUCUGCCAGAGUAGCUGAAAAAGUUGGGUGGACUGUAGGUAAAUUUAUUGGGAGAACCAUACAACACAAACAAGAUAUUCCUUGUAAAGUCACUUCUGAUCUGCCAGUAUUUCUGGUGAAAGAAGAUCUUACAAUAUGUUUAUCAGCACAAGACAUCAGCCAGGGAGAAAAGCAGGCUGGUGGAUUUGCAUAAGAAUUAUUUCCCUUGAUGGUAUGGGUGACCCACUUUAUUAGGCAAAAGAUCUAAUCUGAAUGUGGAAACCUUAUUUGUAUUUGGUGAUUUGGACCACAACAGUGUAUCAACAGAAUGAUCUUUUGGGAAGAAAACUGCUGUACUCCUGCGGCACAUUUACUGACAGAAAUGACAUUCAUUAGUAAACUGCUUUUGGAGCGUAUAGCUUAUCAGGAAAACCAGACACUCUUUACAGAGCUCCAGUUAGAAGGUGCCAUUGUAAUCAAAGGGCUCAAGGUUUUGAAAACCAUCCCCAAAUGGAAAGCUUAAUACCCUUCUUUUGGCUCAUCAAAACUAGAGUUGCAUUUCCUGGAUUUUAGUGCUGUUUCAUUCUACAUCAUGAUUUCAGCGUUUUCUUCCCAAAUAGCUUCUACAGCAGUUUCUAAAGAAAGAACAGAGCAGUGUGAGGCAACGUGUCAUUGCUACUGCUCAAGUCAUCCUUUCUGAGCUUCCACCUCACUGCCUUAUUUGCACUGCGCUGGAGACAUGCAGAUUUCACAUCAUCACUUUUAUUCAUCAAUAUGUAGAUUAGAACUUCUGAGCUGAUUAAAACGUAAAAACAAACUUAUUGCAGCUACCAGAAUGAUACUGUCUUGUACUUCUUUUUUCUUUUUUUCAUCUGAAAUGUUCUCAGUAGUACUAAAUUCCCAAAUUAAAUCAUAUUUAGAGUUCCACCCCAUCUUCUGUGCCAGACAGGCCUUGUUGAUACAGGUGCAACAAGCAGGGUUGAUUCCUAUCCAUAUAUUGGCACCAGAAAAAGAUGAACUGUUUAGGUUAGCAAGUCUACUCACCUGAGAGAACUUGUUCUCAGCUUCCAACACAUGCACCUGCAACACAACAUCAGCAUCAUAUGUAUAUAAUGCACGUAGCCUGGCUAAUUGGGCCUUUCUGCUGACACAAGCUGUUUUUACAGUCCACUGGCAAAAACUGAAGGUCACAGAAUCUACCAGUGGCAAAGUUGGAAGAGAUAUCUAUACCUCCAGCCUGUCCUGAUCCCCUACAUAUCAACCCUCUUCCGUUCCUCAAAAAGUGGCAAGAACAGCACCAUGAAACUAGGAAAAUCCAUCCUGUACACUAAGAACAUUAUCAGGAAAAAUCAUUCAAUACAUAAAUAAACCGGGCUUUCUGAAGUUAUUUUAUUAUGAAGAGAUUCAUUAGACUCUGCUACAUCUUGAUUAAACCAAUUAUAACUGAAUUAUUUUGCACCCAAAAUGACUGUCACAGAUUAGAUUUAGCUAACAAAUAGCCUACGUAGCUGCUCACUUACUCCCCUCACCCUGAGUGGGACAGGGGAAGAAAACAGAAGAACAGGAAGGAGAAAUCUCAUGAGUCAAGAAAGAAACAAGAAGAUUUCUUAUGAAUUACUGUCAUGGGCAAAACAGGCUCGACUUGGGAAAACUAUUUUCAAUUACUAAAAACAUGUGGUUAGUAGGAAACAGGAAGAAAAUAUUAAAAGAACAUUUCUCCCCACUUUCCUAUCCUCAACUUAAUUGCUGACCCCUCAGCCCCCCUAGAGGCAGAGAAGGGAUAUGGACUGCAGUCAGUAAACAGCAGUGUCUCUGCAUUUUGGACACACCUGAUCUUCUGUAGCCUUAGGGAAAUUAUGAGUUUCUUUUUUUAAUAUAGUCUCCUUUUCCCACUUACAGCUCCCUGGUUUUGUUUUGUUUUGCUUUGCUUUGCUGGAAAAACAAAGAAUAGCACAGAGUGUCCUAAAGCUGAGAACACAUAACUUCUCUUAAUCAUCUGCAGAUUAGAUUCAUCACUGCUAACCCAUUUACUACCAUGUUUAAGACUGAUCCUGAGAGGA